This is a messenger RNA of Cuscuta campestris, 2295 nucleotides long. The record is from the annotation of a GenBank genome assembly. Lineage: Eukaryota; Viridiplantae; Streptophyta; Magnoliopsida; Solanales; Convolvulaceae.
AUUCAAUUCUCUCCGUCAAAUUCCCAAGCUCCGACCCGAUUAUCCGAAUCCGUUCAUCAUCAUCAUCAUGACUCUGUUCUCAUACUUUUUCCCUUCUCGCCGGCGAUCCAGCCGGAAAUCUGGCCUCCGGAAGCGGUGCUUGGUCGUGGCCAAGCAAGAGAAGACUCGGUUCUAUAUACUCAGGCGCUGCAUCAUGAUGCUUUUGUGCUGGCAAAAUCACUCCGUCGCCGAUUGAUCGCGAAAUUGGAGGAGAUCGAGGAAUUUGAUCGGCGGCAGUGAAUCGGCGGAGCCGAUGGAGCUAUUAGGGAAGAUCGGAGAAGCCGGUCAAAAUCGACGGCUCUGCCGUACAGUGGAUGGAUCGAUCAUGCUGUUAUAAUUAGGUUUGGACUUUGGAUUUUGGAUGCAUAGAUAGAUUUUUGCUUCAAAUGAGGGGAGCAGACGGAAAGUUAGAACGUGAGUAGUUCAGAAUUUUUUUUUUGGGGGGUUUUUAAAGUUGGAUGUUUGCUUUUUUGCCAAUUUGCCUCAUUCUCAUUGUAGUUGGAAAUAGCUACGUUUAUUUAUUUAUUUUUAUUUUUUGAAAGCAAAAUUGCUUUAGUCUCCAAUUUGUUACUACCAAAGCUUCUUACUCUAUUUAAUUUGAUGAUGGGGUCGCCCUUGGAGCUAAAACCACUUCUUCUGAGACCAUUUGGAGAUCAGAGCGAUGAUCACCAAAAGCUCCAAGAGUUGGUUGCCCGUCUUGAAGAAGAACGCCUCAAGAUCGACGCUUUUAAACGCGAGCUUCCCCUUUGCAUGCAGCUCCUUACCAAUGCUAUGGAGGCUUCAAGGCAGCAGUUACAAACUUACAAGGAUUUAGUGGCUCAGCCGCGGCCGCCGCCGGUUCUUGAAGAAUUCAUCCCACUCAAGAACAAAUCAUCUUCAAGCCACGACGACGACGAUGAUGUCAUCAGGGAGAAAGAUACGGUCAAGAAACCGAACAUGGCGCCCGACAACAAGGCCAACUGGAUGACCUCAGCCCAGCUAUGGAGCCAUCAUCAUCAUCAUCAUCAAGCAAAUAUUAAUAAAAGUAAAAGUGAAGGCUCCAAGCAGUUAGAUGUUGUUGUUUACAGUUCUCCUAAAGAAGGUGGUGGUGAUGAUGAUGAUGAUGAUAGUAUAGGGUUUUCAAUUAUGACCCCAAAGGCUGCAGUCUCGGAGACUGCAGCCGUUGGGGGAGGGGCGUUUCUGACAUUUCCCAAUCCGACCACCCUGGCACUGGGCGCGUCGCUGUCCGCGCGUGACAAAAAGGGGGACGAUCAAGCAGACAACGUGGAUGCGGUGAGUUGUAUCAGCCAAAGGGACGGUCAAACCGCCGCUGCAGCGGCGGUGGCCGCCAAUAACAACAGUAACUCCUCCUCCACCACCGCCACGCAAACGCAACGGAAGGCGAGAAGGUGUUGGUCUCCCGAUCUGCACCGGCGCUUCGUUAAUGCUCUUCACAUCUUAGGUGGAUCUCAAGUUGCCACCCCAAAACAAAUCAGAGAACUCAUGAAAGUUGAUGGUUUAACUAAUGAUGAAGUCAAAAGCCAUCUCCAGAAAUACAGACUCCACACGAGGAGGCCGAUUCCGAGCCCACAAACGGCGGCGUCAGGGGCACCUCAGCUCGUCGUUUUAGGCGGAAUAUGGGUCCCGUCGGAGUACGCAGCGGCAGCCACGCACAACGGCAUGCCGCCCUCAGUGGCCGCCGCCGCCACCUCCCUGUACGGGGCCCACCCGGCCGUCCACGCACCCCAGCAGCACCACUACUGCCCCUCCCCCGCCGCCUCGCAAGUGGCGGCUCAUCACGAGCUAUACGCGCCGCAGCACCGGGCGGCGGCGGCGCUCCACCACUUGCACCACCAGCAACCACCAGUCCUCCACCACCCGCUUCACGCGUACAAACCGCCGCCUUCUUACGCCCAAACGACACAGAGCUCCCCGGCGUCUGGUUACCGCUCCGAGAGCAUCGAAGACGGGAAGUCGUCGGAGAGCGGCGGAAGCUGGAAAGGCGACAGCGGCAGCGAUAACGGCGGCAAAGCCGUGCUGUUAAGAGAGGGAGGUGAAAUGGGCAAAAAUAACGGGACGGAGAUCAGUCUCAAAUUCUAACGUUUUCUUAGCUUGCUUGAAACCCUUAUUAUUAUUGGGAAUUAGCGUUGAUUUUUUUUUUAUUUAUUUAGUUCUAAGAUAAGCUAAAGUAUAUACUUCGUAUAUAUAUAUAUAGAUUCAAUAAUUAUGUUUGACUACGGAGUAUGCUUGAUAGGCCAAUAAUUACAGAUAGUAUUC